This is a messenger RNA of Lolium rigidum, 1758 nucleotides long. RefSeq lists its product as uncharacterized. The record is from RefSeq and is a predicted model, not a curated record. Bases 32 to 1480 code for a protein of 482 amino acids. The transcript has 3 exons. NCBI's taxonomy places the organism in Eukaryota, Viridiplantae, Streptophyta, Magnoliopsida, Poales, Poaceae.
UCCCCACCCUCGCAGCCGGCGAUCGCCGGAGAUGUCAUGGCUCGCCCGCUCCAUAGCCACCUCCCUCAACAUCCCGGACGAUUCAUGCGCCGACGAUGACCCCGACGCCGCUGCCCCCCACGUUGCCGCUGCCGCUGCCUCCUCCCCCUCCCCGCGCACCCCGCCGCCGCCCCACCAGCCUCAUUCGGCGGCGGCGGAGGGCGUGAAGGAGGACCUCACCGAGCUGUCCAAGACCCUGACCCGCCAACUCUGGGGCGUCGCCAACUUCCUCGCGCCCCCGCCCGGGGAGGCCUCCCCCUCGCCCUCGCCCUCGCCCUCCCCGAGCCAAUCCACCGCCCCGCCUGAGAUUGCCGGGAUCCGGACCGACUUCUCCGAGAUCAGCGGGAGGUUCAGGACCGGGAUCUCGCGGAUCUCCAGCCACAAGGCCGUGUCCGGCUUCUCCACCAUCGCCUCCAAUUUCUUCGCCCCCGAAGACGAGGACGAAUCGCUGGAACCGCCCAGCAACAACGAGGGGGAGCACGAUGUCAGAUUAAACAGGGCGGAGCACGAGGCGAGGCACACCGACGUGGCCAGACAUGAGUGGGAGGAGAAGGUGCGGCUUGGGGCGGGAGACGACGAGGCGAGGCAUGAGUGGGAGCCUAGGGUCAGACAUCACCAUCAGGUGGAUGCCGGCGAGGCAUGGCAUGGGGAUGGCCCCGAGCUGGAUGAUGCGGGGGUAAGGCAGGAGGAGGAGGAGGUGGAGGAGGAGUGGGAUGUGGUUGGUAUCACCGACGAGGUGCUCACGUUCGCCACCAACAUUGCCAGGCACCCCGAGACCUGGCUUGACUUCCCGCUGCUCCCUGACGAUGAGGAGUCUGAUGGCCCGUUCUCAUAUUUUGAUAUGUCUGAUACUCAGCAAGAGCAUGCCAUGGCUAUUGAGGACCUCGCUCCCACAUUAGCUGCUUUGCGGAUUGAACUAUGCCCAAUCCAUAUGACCAAAGAAUGCUUUUGGAAAAUUUAUUUUGUUCUUCUACAUCCUAGACUGAACAAGCAUGAUGCUGAACUUUUGUCCACACCACAGAUUGUGGAAGCUAGAGCAAUGCUUAUGCAACACCAGUCAAAGCAUGAAACAGAGCAGUUACGGCGUCAUAAAGACGAUUUUGGAUUGCAUUCAGAAGAUGACGCCUCUAAAGACGUCACAGAGGCGUUCUCAUCCAUGCGACAUCAUGCAGCUCCUGUCAUCCCCAUAACAGAUCUAGAGGUUGAAAAGCAUGCUAUCCAGGUAACUGAAGUUGCAGUAGUGGACAAAUCAGUCAUAAAGGAGGAGCUGACCGAGGAAGAUACCAAGGCCUCAAAUGUUUUGCAAGAAGCAUUUGAUGAUGAUGAUACAGAUGAUUGGUUUGACGAGGAGGCAGCUCUUGCUGGGCACACUAGCAUUCUCAUGGGCGACGAGGAAGACGUGUCAUUCAGUGAUUUGGAGGAGGAUGAUGAUAUGAAAUGAUCCAAAUUCCAGGCCAACUUCAACCUGAGAACUGGAAGUGCUUGAAAUUGUUUGCUUGUCAAUACUAGAAUGGAAGUUGUACAAUGAAAAGGGAAUGGAAAAUGUACAAUGAAAAGGGGGCGGCUUUAUUUUGUUCUUUAAGCUGCCCUGUUGGAUCCAAUGAUCAUAUAGCGGGGCUGUGGGGGUGUCAGUACGGGUUGUAAUUUUAUUGGUAAUCUUGUGUACAUAAGCAUUCGUUAUAUGUUGUUUACCAGUCAAGGUAAUGCAAGUUUCAUUCA